GUGUUUCCCGAUCGAUCUCCUCUCCUACCAUCCAAGCCCGAAGCACUAUAAGUAAACUGCCGCACGUACGCUCGCUUAUUCCCAUUGCCUCCCCGAACAUCGAUCUCCUACGAUCAGAUCCGGUUUCACUUCACCAUCACGCGCGAUGGCUAGCUUGAUGCCAUCGCUUGCCAUGGACCUGCCACAAGAAGAAGGAGGCCACGAGGACUCCGCGUUCCUCGGCGUCGUGGGAGAUCCAGACGACUCGGAGUUGGCCUCGUUGGUGGCCGGGGCGCUGAAGACGGUGGACGCGCCGUCCGACGACGACGACGACGAGCUCAGCUGCCCGAUCUGCUUGGAGGAGGACGACGCCGCGGCGUGGAAGGAGACACCGUGCGGGCACCGGUUCCACGGGCGGUGCGUAGAGAGGUGGCUGCAGGAGAAAGAGAGCUGUCCCAUGUGCCGUCGCGAGGUCGUCACGGCGCCCGCCGCCACCGCAGAUUGUACUGCUGCACACCUACAUUUCUUGUGGAUAGCUGCCUUGGGGUUGCAUGUGUUUGGCGAUGUUCCUGUGGACGACAUGGAAACUGAUGAUGAUGAUGAUGCUUAGGGAGAGCUUCCGGUCGACGUCGGGCACCAGGCUCGAAGCUGAGAUGCUUUUUGAUCGAGAUAAGUCCCCAUGCAUGCAUGCGUGAAGCUCGGGGCCAGGAGACCUACCGUGGAAACUGUACGUAGUGAGAGAUGCAUCACCUAGUACAUUGGACAUGUCGGUCCGAAUCGAAGGGACAUGCUUUGGCCUUCCUUUUGUGUAAAAGAUCAGAUGUAAACUGU
This is a messenger RNA of Triticum aestivum (bread wheat), 810 nucleotides long. Its product is annotated as RING-H2 finger protein ATL63-like. Gene Ontology annotation, cellular component: cytoplasm. The record is from RefSeq and is a predicted model, not a curated record. Gene Ontology annotation, molecular function: ubiquitin protein ligase activity. The coding region runs from base 146 to 589 and encodes 147 amino acids. The transcript has a single exon. Gene Ontology annotation, biological process: protein ubiquitination. Lineage: Eukaryota; Viridiplantae; Streptophyta; Magnoliopsida; Poales; Poaceae.